Acanthaster planci (crown-of-thorns starfish) is the source of this 4248-nucleotide messenger RNA. RefSeq names its product atrial natriuretic peptide receptor 1-like. Lineage: Eukaryota; Metazoa; Echinodermata; Asteroidea; Valvatida; Acanthasteridae. Gene Ontology annotation, cellular component: membrane. Gene Ontology annotation, molecular function: signaling receptor activity; peptide hormone binding. Gene Ontology annotation, biological process: signal transduction. The record is from RefSeq and is a predicted model, not a curated record.
UGGAGUCCAGCCAGUCACUAAGGCAUGAAAUUAAGGCAGAUCACAAGCUUAUUUCCAAAACACACUGUGAAUCUGCUGAGAGAAGCAUUUGGUCUUUACACGUUGUCAAUUCCACUCAAAUUCGUUGAUCUGUAAGUCAGUUGCUGAGGAUAUUUUCACAUUGCCAAACUGACGUUCAUCUAUAUGGAUAAAGACACGGACAAAACACUUCUGUUCUGGCGCAUGCAAGUAUCAUAUUGGAAGGUCAGUACAAUACCGUGCAAUUGGUGCUGCCAGAGCAUGCGACAAUAAAAUACACCGUUCUUUUGCUGUACUCGAAGCACGUAACUAGGAUAAUAAUGGCUGAUGAUUGAAGCAUUAUAAUGGGCUAAUGGCGGAUGUUACACCAGCUACACAGACCUACAGCAGGGUACAUACAUAAAGAAACUAAUCAGGAGGCGGUAUAUGGCAGUAAAAUAACGGAAUAAUACUGCGAUUAUCGCCAUAUGGUACAACGAUUUGACGCCAUAGCAUGAGUAGUAUGGCAAUAUAUCGCAAUACUACAGAUCGCCGUAACAAAGAGAGACUUACACGACGAAUUGCCAAAUUCAAACCUCCGUAAAGAAGCGCGGGGCAAAUUCCACCGUUGAAAAUGUAGUUUCAUUAUUAAUCAACCUUAUCAAUGCGCACGCACGAUACAAUCUCAUUCGUCAGAUUAACAAGCAGGUGGUGUAUAAAAUUAAUGUAAAAUUUGUGGUAAUAUACAAAGUAGCAAUUUAUAGCUUUCAUUUGGAUUUAAAUAUCGAGGAACCAUUCAAACCGAACAUGUGUAGUCAUUGCUUUGCAUAAGAAGUUGGCAUUGAUAACCGUCUGCGAGUUUUCAGGGGAAAGGUCGAUAUAUCGCAUCGGCAUAGCACGAGGGUAUCUAGCACAAUGUCUGUAGCACUGAUUUCCACCUUCUCGCUUCUUGUGAUGGUAGUUCGUGCCAUUGUCGAUGUCAAAGUAGGCAUAUUGCACCAUUGGCCCCAGCAUGACACCUUUAUUGGUACAUUCUAUGUUUUUCCGGCCGCCCAAAUCGCCUUUGAAACCGUUGCUGGACGAUUGGAAACUGGCCAGUACCAGAACUUUAACAUGUCCUACAUCAGCACCGAUGAGUGUUGCACACGCCCAGUGCGGUCUACAGGGGCCCUUGCCGCAUCCAUGUACUACGACCAUGGAGUAGAUGCUUUCCUUGGUCCAUCCAAGAGCAUGGAGAUGGCAGCCGUAGCUGACAUGGCAGCUUAUUGGAACCUCCCGGUGAUCACCGCCGCUGCCAGCUCUUUUCAUCUUGCAGACAAGGCGCGUUUCGCAACUCUGACCCGCACAUUCCCCAAGCUGGCGUCGGUGAGCAAAUACCUGGCUGAAAUCUUCCAGCAGCACCAGUGGACAAGUUGCGUAGUGCUACGGGGGUUCGAGACAACCCGUUUCUUUGAGCACAGUGUCCCAUCCUCUAUAGCCGCUGCCCUUCAAGAUGCUGGGGUCACUGUGAUCGAGGUUUUCGCCAACAACUACAGUACUCUUGGUCAGGCACUGGAGGAAGCUGCUACGUGGAGCAGUGUAAUAUUCCUUUGCACCUCCCCUGUUCGUGACAUAAUGGGUCACGCCUACCGUCUGGGCUACAAGGCGGAAUCACACACCUUUCUGUACUGGUACCCGCUCGAGAAAGAGAGUUGGCACACGAGCUCCCAGUUUCAGAGCCUCAGCAAGGAAGAGACAGAGGCCAUGAAGGCGUUAGUCGUCUUGCGCCCAGAACUUCCAAAGUCUGACGAAGCGUACCAGCAAUUUCAAAGGAAGUUACGGGAACGCCAGCAGGCUCUGUACGGCAAGACUCAGGUCGAGGAUAACGUGGUGGCUGCGGCUACUCAUGACGCCGUUCUGAUGUAUGCAGACGUCAUCAAUGAGAUUGUGGCAGAGGGCGGUGACGUAAGGGAUGGCAGAUCAGUGACAAAGAAGAUGUGGAAUCGCACGUUUGAAGGUUUGACAGGGACCUUUAAGAUUGGUAAUGAUGGGGACCGUUUGAUGGUCAACCAGAUGUUGCUAAUGACAGGCGAUUACCCUGGACACUUCAAUGUCACUUUUACGCACGACGAAGCUGCAGAUUCCUUAAGAGUUUGACGCGACUAGAGAUAAGAGACCGAUUGUCAGCUACUAUAAUGACGUAUUAUUAUUCCCAUUUUUUUGCUUAGUUUUUUUUUUGUUUCAGCAUUCUGGUAUUGGCAAAAUAUGUACGAAACAUUGUUUUGAUUCUUUUUAAAUUGGCAAUCCACAGAAAGAUAUAUGGAGGUGUAAGAGGCAGAUUUUUUUAUCAAGAAUUGCAAAUGAUACAGAAAAUAAGUUGGAGAGUAGUUAAAGGUUAAGGGAACUGAAUUUGUUUUGCCCAAAGACAGGCAAACCGACUGAAGAUUUUUCGUGUAGUUGUGUGUUUUCUUUAAAACUCCUUGUCAGCAUUUCUGAAGUGUAACAUCGUUUGGUUUUGAAUGGACACUCCAGUUCAGUAUUCUGUUGCCCUCGCAGCAUCUCAAAAGGCUUCAGUUACCUAGUUGUUGAAUGGUUUCUGUGUUUGUUUGCUACGUUUUGAAGUCUAUUGCUGUUUAUUCAACACUGAAUGCACUCAAAAGUCGAAAAGAUCUUCUCAGCGGAAUAUUAAUACUUCGGAGUCAGUAUAGCUGGGAUACAUGUUGAGUGCAUUUGUUCACUUGGUUAUAUCACUGGUUCGCCAAGAAAAUCAGAUGACAUCAAAAGCAUCACCACGCUAAGAGUGUCCUCCUUUAAACCCUACAAGUCAUAUAUACCGUAACGUGACAUUUUAUCCAUAAAUGGAAAGUGUUUUUUAAUCGUCUUUUGGGGAACACGCUGUUAAGAAUAGUAAAAUUUCAUUUUAUGAAACGCAAAGAUGUUUCAUUCAAGGAUAUGCCCCAAGGUACCAUAAUGUUUUUAGUCACAACGCGCUGAAAUAGGUCAAAAUUGACGUAUGUGCUUCCUCGGAGGAAUAUAUUCGUAAUAUUAUCUAGUGAAAUCUGAAGUGAAGUACCUUGUAUAUAUACACUCUAUUUCCUGAUUUCAGAUCGCAAAAGUGAUUCACUCAAUUUGCAUUUACAAAAAAUUCUCAAAUUCCAAUGAAAUGUGGUCAGUAGUCCACCACCUUGCAAGUUGGAGAUACUGCAAAAAUUAUUUUCCGAUUCUGAGCUUUUAAUUUUGACUUACUUUUCAUACUAUUAUUGGUUCGGUUGCAGUUCUUGAUUGCGACAAAAACUUCUUCACAAAUAAAAAGUAAUCGGGCGAAAAUCCAUUUUUCAGCCAACAAGCUAGUAAAGCUGAUUUUCUAAAGGAAAUUUUCUUAGAGAAAGAAGUUCAUAAUAAAAAUUCCAUAACUAAUUCCCACAAAUUAAAAAGUAGAACAUGUGUAAAUUUUCACUAAACUUUAUCAGAUGGACAGCAAGCUGUCAACAAUACGACCCCCAUGCCGCGCACUGACAAACCCAUUACGCCACAUUUCUGCUAGGUCAGUAUAGUUGAGUUUGUAACGUACCUGUAUUGAGUGCACUUAACGUGCGAUUCAAAUUUUGAAAAAAAAAAAUGUGUUCAGUUUUCAGCCGAUUUUGAAAACAGAAAUUCUAAUUCAUUUGAUUAGCUGUAAACGUGUAUAGGCCUAUGGCUGUCGAAUACGAAAAAAGUAUUUAGAAUCACACAUAGUGGGUGACCAUCACCAUGUAAAUUGUUGCUGAUUUUUUUUUUGUUCUAAUGAUUUUAACCAACUCAAAUGUCGAAGUGUGAACCAGAAAGUUUGAAAACAAAUAUAGGCCUAUUUUACCUGUUUACCUUUCAAAUAGAACUUGUCGUCGAAUGCGAACUGAAGAACAGCACAAAAAGACGGUUUUAAAUUCAAACGAUCCAGAAUUAGGAAAGACCUGUAACUAGAAAAACGACUAUCAAGUGUCAUGAUUUUAUUUGCACGGAAAUGUUGUGGAAUCCGGUCCCCCCCAAGAAAUUUCACCUAGUUUUUGUAGAAAUAAUUAUUGUAGAAAUAAUUUUUAUUUUCCUGAAAUUGCAUCUGCUUUUUAAAUCAGAACCAGCACAAUGAUCAGUAUUUUACCUGACACAGACAAACCUAGAUCCCAAGGACACAAAGGAGAAGCACAUUUUAAAACUAACAUGACUGGCAAACGCUUGGCAUGCGAUUAUUGCGAUAUGCUUCGAAUGGAAUUUUGGCAUGUUUGGGAGGCCGAGAAG